Cheilinus undulatus (humphead wrasse) is the source of this 3366-nucleotide messenger RNA. RefSeq names its product frizzled related protein (gene frzb). The transcript has 8 exons. Bases 149 to 1093 code for a protein of 314 amino acids. Gene Ontology annotation, cellular component: cytoplasm. Lineage: Eukaryota; Metazoa; Chordata; Actinopteri; Labriformes; Labridae. The record is from RefSeq and is a predicted model, not a curated record. Gene Ontology annotation, molecular function: Wnt-protein binding. Gene Ontology annotation, biological process: non-canonical Wnt signaling pathway; canonical Wnt signaling pathway.
AGUGUGAAUAAGAAAGCAGCUCCUCCUUCCUCCUCCUCCAGCUGUCUGCUGACCGAACAGCACGGAGGUACCAUUCCGCCGCACAGACGCGUCCCGGUGCGGAUCUAGCUCCUCUGUGCCUCCUCGGUGACUCCCCCGCUCUUCCGUCAUGCUCUCCCCGGGCCUCCUCGUGUCUCUCCUGGCCUCGUCCCUCGCUCUGGGUCCCCUCGCGGUCCAUGCCGCGUCCUGUGAGUCCGUUCGGAUCCCGCUGUGCCGCUCCAUGCCGUGGAACAUGACCAAGAUGCCGAACCACCUCCACCACAGCACGCAGGACAACGCGGUGCUGGCCAUCGAGCAGUUCGAGGGUCUGCUGGGUACCGGCUGCAGUCCAGACCUGCUCUUCUUCCUCUGUGCAAUGUACGCUCCUAUUUGCACCAUCGACUUCCAGCACGAGCCAAUCAAACCCUGUAAGGCAGUUUGCGAGCGAGCCAAGCACGGCUGUGAGCCAGUGAUGAAACGUUAUAACCAUAGCUGGCCUGACAGCCUUGCCUGCAGCGAGCUGCCGCUGUAUGACCGUGGAGUCUGCAUCUCACCUGAAGCCAUCGUCAAGGCAGAGGGACCAGAUCCAUACUACCAAGAUCCAGCCAGGUGUAACCCAGAAUCCAGUCCAGACUUUCCGAUGGACUCCAACAACCUUCACUGCAGAGGACCUAAUGGAGAUCGCUGCAGAUGUAAGAACGUCAAAAUGGCCCUGAGAACCUACCUGAGGAACAACUUCAACUACGUGAUCAGAGCAAGGGUCAGGGAGGUCAGGAACCGCGGUCUGGAGCCCACGGCGGUGGUGGAGGUGAAGGAGGUGCUGAAAUCAUCACUGGUCAACAUUCCCAAAGAGGCUCAGACGCUCUACUACUCUUCCUCCUGUCUGUGUCCUCCUCUGUCCCCCGGGGAGGAGUACCUCAUCAUGGGCUACGAGAAUGAGGAGACAUCCCGGUUGCUGCUGAUUGAUGGCUCUAUUGCUCAGAGGUGGAAGGAGAAAUUGGGCAGGAAGGUCAAGAGAUGGGAUCAGAUCCUGCAGGGGAAAGGACGAGGAGCUCAGCGCCGGAAUCGCCACUAAGACCUGACUGUGUGUGCGUUAGUGUGUGUUGAAGUGUGUGUGCAUGGCUGUGUGUGUGUUUGUAGAUAUUGCACUAUGACAGGAUGUUGUAGCUGAAUGUAGUUCAUCUCUUCAUCAUUCAGACCGACUGGAGUCUGAUUUUUGUCUUUUAUAUUCUUUGCACAAACAUUAUAUAGUGUGCGUUUAGAGUGUGUGUAUGUGUGUGAUGUGUGUGUGAUAUGUGUUUGUUCACCUAAAGCACUCGAGGUGAUGGAGCGUCAGAGCUGCAGUUAGAAACACAGCCGUACCGUAUCUACUCCACACGGAACAAACCAUUCCGUUGCGGCCAUGUUGGCGGUCCCAGCCUGCAAUAAUCCUGGAUGAUGAAGGACAUUUUGACUUGAUCAUGAAGGACAAUGAAGGAUCUGUAAGCAUGGCCUUCACCCACAGAGCUGUGCUAUAAAGGGAAGUGAUUCUCUGUUAAAGCAGCAAGAAGAGCAAUAAGAGAAACUGCAACUGGAGCAAUAAGAGCAACGCAAAUCAAUGAGUUUGAUCAGUUUCUGAUGUUAACUACAUGAUCCAUUUAUCAUCGGGGCUAUUGUUGAAGACAGAGGAAUACUGGACUAGAUUUUACUUUUUAAAACGUAUUUUAUUGCAGGUUUUAUUAUUUUGCAGUGGCACAUCUAGACUUUAUGUUGACAUUAGCUUUCAGACGUCUUUGUUGACUUAGCUAAGGCCUGAGAUAUUCUCACUUUGUAACCUUACUUUUGCACAACCAGCUGCAUCAUGAACACAUCUGAUCUGCCCCAAGUAUUCUGAUAGAUAUGUUUGUCGCUCUGCAGUCACUAUGAGGCAUUGUUCACAUGUGGAUGAGAGCAGAUUGGGUUUAUAAGCUUGGAUAACUGGAUACCGAGUUGACUGCGCUUCAGUAUGUGUUUACACUUUACAAUCACACUGACCCUGAUAGAAUCUAACCUGACACGCCAGAUGGAUGUGUGAAACACAUCCAUCUGGUAAACCUUCGAUAUACAGUGUUUGAGAGAAGGCAGAGCCUUUGAAAAAAACUCAGAGGAUGAUUGGAUGAACAUUCUGUCUGUCACAUCUUUACGGGCCAAUCAGAGCAACAAAACAUGUGGCGUCGUCGCCGCGACGGAAGUGCGCGUGCACAGCUACCGAGGAAUAAACUCCUCGUCCCUGACUUUUCCUGUCACUUUCUAACUGGGCCCAAACGGUUCAGACGGGAGCUUUGCAAGAUGGAUUCCCCAGUGAGAAACAAGGAGACAGGCGUAUCCAUCUGCUUUGCAAGGUUUGAUAGAAUAUGCAUUGGAUGAGAUAGAAAUCUGAUUUGGGCAUGCAUGUGGGAAACCUCAAUGCUUUGUGUGGAUGCAUCUCAAAGGGUACUGAAACAGUCCAGACUGCAGACUGACAGAGGUCUGAGGUUUCUUUUGUGCAGACACAUGUAUUAGCAAGCAUUAAAGACCACCCUGUCAGCUGAUGUUGUCAGCUAUAUUCUGUUGGUAAACAGGAGGAAAGGCUUUAUAUAUGUCCAUCCAGCCUCACUCAGAGUGAUGGGAAUGUGGUUCUUUUUGGAGACUGUAAGUUCCAUUAAUAUUUAAGGUAUAACUUAUAUAUUGCAGCUACUUCUCAAAGGGUGUAUAGUCUUCCACAAAAACGAAGCCAUGCUUUUGUUCACUGGCAGAAUACAGCAAAUCACAUCAGCUGAUGGGUAAUAUGCGCCAGUAUACGUUUCCACUACACAACCAGUCCUGUCCAGGUUAAAACCCAGACCACCACUGUAUCAAUCGGAGCAAUCAGAUAUGUAACUGCUUUGAGGUGCAUCCACAUAAAACAUAAAGGAUUAUCUUCUGGUGUCUGAAUGCCCCAGUCUCUCUGCAUUUAUGCUGCCCCCUACUGGUCAUGAUCAUCUGCAUCGUGACUAUGCAGCGUUCAUUUUUGGAGCUGAUGCUCCAAACAGACACGGGAUGCUGGGCAGCUGUUGUGUGCACACGUUUAUGCAUUUUUAUAAGUGAGUACAUCUCAGACCUUCAGCUUAAAAACAGCAGUUAUUAGUACAAUAUAACACUAGUAGGCUUGUUUUUUUACAUAUAUCUUCUAACUAUCAUCAGCUGUAAUCAGUCAUGUUUCUGCAAGUUCAAGAGCAAAGGUUGAUGUUGAAAAUGAAUUUUAGGACACACUGCAUGUUUGGUUAAUGUAUGCAAUGACUUAAAAAGGUUGAGGACAGUCACAUUUCCCUUCAUAAGAGGGGCUACAAUAAAAAAGUUUUAUGAUGAUAA